GCGAUGUUAUUGGGGUCCUUCGGUGACCCGUGACGAAGUAGAGGAACAGCUGCUUUGAUCACCUCUUGCUUACUUGCCACAACGUAAUAUUUCAAACAAUAACACAUCUCAGAGGGGUCAUUGAAUUGUGAUAAAAUGACUGAAGAUUCCAGUGAUUCGUGCUCGGUGGCUACAGAGUCUUCUGGAGUAGAGGUUCUGUACCGGGACUCAGCAGCAGCGGAAGGUAGCAGCGUAACGAAGGACCCGUCCGAUGUUUUCCUGAGAAGUCUGGUGGAUCUUGUGAACGAUGACGAUGUAAACGCAGUUCUACAGGCUCAGAAACACAUGGUGAACAGAUUCGAGAAGACCAAUGAGAUGCUGCAGAGUUUCAACACCUUGUCAGCCAUCCGGUUUGACGAGACACAGGAGAUGUUCAAGAAGCACACUCAGACACUGCUGGACAUGAAGAAGGACCUGGAUCACAUCUUCAGAAGAAUCAGGGAACUCAAAGGAAAGGUCAGCAAACAGUAUCCUGAGGCGUUUCAAGCUGCUGAGGUACAGGUUCGACAGUGGGAAGAGUCAACCAUGUCCCCCACCUCACCACUCCCAGAAGGAGCAACAUUUACAGUUGAUACAUCGACUUCAGGGGAACACUCCACAAACGACUCUGUACAAGCGCAACAGACAGACGUUUUAGGAGCGCCUCAUGCUCAAGAUCUGGACUUGAGAUUACAUUAGACUUGCUCAGUCUCGUGUCUUUCUUUGAAGGAAAACACAGCAACUGAAGAGACACUACCAUUUGAAGAUGAAUUUAAUCUUCAAAUUCAGAAGCUACUCGAUUUCAGACUAAUAUUAGGCUUUUCUGGGACAUACUUAUUGUCGACAAAGGAAUCAACUUGUACAUGUUAUUUUAUUUCAGUACCUCCUUGUUGUCAAGUCACACAAGCUAUUUCAAAACACGUCCCUGUCAGCAAAGAAAAUUGUUGACUUUGAAGCAUGUGUGUGUCCUUCAAUGUGCUAGAAAUCAAUGUCUAUCAGAAAGGUUUGCUCUUUUCUACUUGACACAAAUACAUGGAUGAAAAGACCUUACUGUGCCAUGUACUGUCAGGACAAUAUUGUUACAAGAAGUGUCUGAAAUAACAUGUUUGCUGCUUUUUCAUGUUCUGUAUAUGACAGAUUUAUGACACAAAUUGAGGGAUUUCUAAGCACAGUUGCAGAUAUGUCAUACAAAAUUAAUCUGUCUGUGAUUUAAAAGGUUGUUGUAGAUCCGUUUCGACAGCCAACACCAUUAUUAUAGGCUUUCUGAAAAUCCCAGGACAAAUAAAUCGUACAAUGAU
Molecule: messenger RNA, 1316 nt
Organism: Branchiostoma floridae (Florida lancelet)
Lineage: Eukaryota; Metazoa; Chordata; Leptocardii; Amphioxiformes; Branchiostomatidae
Product: kxDL motif-containing protein 1-like
Exons: 4
Coding region: 136-717 (193 amino acids)
Biological process (GO): lysosome localization
Cellular component (GO): BORC complex
Source: RefSeq, a predicted model, not a curated record